GUUGGUUGGGGGUGGGAUUUUAGUACAGGGGAAAAAAGGACGUUCUAAUCUCCAGAUUGUCUUGUCUUUUGUGCGAGUGUGUGUUGGUUGAAGCGGCAGGGUCGAUGUGUUCUGAAGGCAGCAAUACAAACUGAGUAUAUCCUGGGAAGCGGGUAGAUUUUCCCAAAUGAAAAGUGUACGGCCUUCUCUCUCUCUCUCUUUAAUCUCCUCUUGUCUGUGUGGAAGUAACCGGACUGUCAGCAUGUUCAUUUCGUAAGUGAGUCUAACGCAACAGCAGCAGCAAGAGGGAGAGAGAAAAGCAGCAACUUUUCCUUUACUGGGCUGUGGUGAUUUGAUUCUCGGUUGAGGACAGGACAAGAAGCUUGUGUGUGCGUUAGUGCAAAUGGAAAAGCGUAGAUUUUGGAAAAUUUCAUGGAGUAAGUGAAAAGAGUUUUUACUGCAACAUCUAAAAUAAACUAUUUAAGGGGGGGGAAAAGAGCAGAUCUUCAGCCCCACGUUUUCAGCCCAUACUCAAUUGGCUUUUUGAAAGUGCAGAUCCUUUGAGACAGACAGAGAGGGAGAGAGAGAGAGAAGAAGAAAAAAAUCCGUAUUUGUAACUAAAACACAUUGCAUCCAGGGAAGGUUGACAGAAUCAACCUCUUGUGGAGCUCAGCUGCGCUGAAAUAUACAAGCAAAAAUACCCAGCAGCACCCCUGUUUGCAUAAACGGAAUGGCGAAGUGAAAAUAUUUCCAACUUUUUUUUUAAUUUGUAACUUUCUGAUUUGUUUGCUUGCUUAAAAAAAACCCUUUUUUUCCAAACUUCCCCCACCCCCAACCUCAAAGAUAAAAUUACUAGCUCUAAAAAUAAAGCAGUGGUUAAAGACUCCCCCCCCCCCUUCCCACACCUCUCUUGCUUACUGUGUGUUUGCGUUUGACAAAGAAAUUAUUUGAACUUCCCUCUGCCUCAUAAAAGGGAAGCAGAAUAGCAGUUUUGACAUAUGGAUGUGAUUUUUCUGCUCUGAGACAGAUGCACACACCAAACAAACAGCACCAGGAACUGCUGCUCUGACUGAACUGGGUGUUGGUGCUCCCUUCACAUGGACUCUUUCCCUACAUUUCUGAAACUGCAUCGAUUUCCAGCCAUGAGAAAGCGAAGCAAAGAACUGGGGUUUCUCGUCAUGUGCCUCUCUGGCUAAAACUGUGGAAACAAACAAGCAAAUAAUAAUAAAAACAAGCUGGGAAGGAAGAAAAAUAAAAGAAAAAAAAAUCAUCUACGACUGGAUCCCUGGAAGAUCCUUCGUCCUUCUACUUCCCUUAGAGAUCGUGGAUGCUGCAAUAAGUCUCUUGGAUAUGGGAUCAUAUUUGGUUUAUCACAGCCUGGGUUUGAUCCUCUGCUGCUCGGUGUUGAGUUCUGUCUAUGCUCUGGUGGAUGCUGACGAUGUCAUCACCAAAGAGGAGCAGAUCUUCCUGCUGGUAAAAGCCAAGUCCAAGUGCGAGCGCCACCUGAAAGUCAAGAUGCACGAUGGUUUCUGUCUGCCCGAGUGGGACGGCAUUGGCUGCUGGCCCGAAGGCGUGCCGGGCAAAGUGGUGGCCAUGCCGUGUCCUGAGUACAUCUAUGACUUCAACCACAAAGGCCAUGCCUAUCGGCGGUGUGACGUUAAUGGGAGCUGGGAGCUGGUGCCAGGCAACAACCGCACCUGGGCGAAUUACAGCGAAUGCGCCAAGUUCCUCACCAACGAAACCAGGGAGACGGAGGUCUUUUAUCGCCUCUAUUUGAUUUAUACUGUUGGAUACUCCAUCUCUCUGGGAUCCCUGACAGUUGCUGUCCUUAUCUUGGGAUACUUCAGGCGUUUGCACUGCACAAGGAACUACAUCCACAUGCACCUGUUUGUCUCCUUCAUGCUGAGAGCGGUCAGCAUCUUUGUGAAGGACGCGGUCCUGUACUCUGGGUCGGCUCUGGAGGAGAUGGAGCAUCUGUCUGAAGAAGACCUCAUGUCCAUUACCGAGGCCCCCCCAGCGGAUAAGUCGCAGUUUAUGGGCUGUAAGGUCGUCGUCACCUUCUUCCUGUACUUCCUGGCGACCAAUUACUACUGGAUCCUGGUGGAAGGGCUCUAUCUCCACAGCCUCAUCUUCAUGGCCUUUUUCUCUGAGAAGAAGUAUCUUUGGGGCUUCACGCUGUUUGGCUGGGGACUCCCUGCUGUAAUUGUCACAGUGUGGGCCAGUGUGAGGGCCAAUCUAGCAGACACAGAGUGUUGGGACUUGAGUGCCAGCAAUUUACAAUGGAUAUUUCAGGUGCCCCUCCUGGUAGCUAUUGUGGUAAAUUUUAUUCUUUUUAUCAAUAUUAUCCGAGUCCUAGCAACCAAGCUACGGGAGACAAACGCAGGGAGGUGCGAUACGAGACAACAGUACAGGAAGCUGCUGAAAUCUACCCUUGUCCUUAUGCCUCUGUUUGGAGUUCACUAUAUAGUUUUCAUGGCUUUGCCAUAUACAGAGGUGUCAGGGAUUCUUUGGCAAGUUCAAAUGCACUAUGAAAUGCUGUUCAACUCUUUCCAGGGAUUUUUUGUUGCCAUCAUAUACUGUUUUUGCAAUGGAGAGGUUCAAGCCGAAAUAAAGAAGUCAUGGAGCAGGUGGACUUUAGCCCUUGACUUUAAAAGGAAAGCACGAAGUGGGAGCACGACCUAUAGCUAUGGACCCAUGGUCUCCCAUACCAGCAUCACUAAUGUAACCACCAGAGGGGCCCUAGCCCUACAUCUCAAUACGAGACUUGUACCGGGUGCCCUCAAUGGACACCGAAAUUUGCCAGGCUAUGUCAAAAAUGGCUCAAUUUCUGAAAACUCCAUGCCUUCUUCUGGGCCAGAGCAGUACAACAAAGAAGAGGAGUACCUGAACGGGUCUGGACUUUAUGACGGAGACAGACCCACGGUACUUGUUGAAGAAGAAAGAGAGACAGUGAUGUAAAGAAAGAAGAAGAAGACAUUUCCCAGAGAGCGUUUAGUGGGCAAAAGAAUGCCAGGCCACAAAUCAGAUGCCAAGGGUUUUCAUACAGUUUCUCUAUUCUGUGGAACAAGAGAUCAAGUUAUAUGGGAAAAGUGGACCACAGAUGUGGCCAGCUGUUGAUCACACACAUUUACGUAGUGGUCUAGUCUUCAAGGUGUGAAUGAAGGCAGUCUUCUCCAGACCCACGGUCCUUGUGACCUGUUGAACAACGGGGAUAUUCAGAGUUUACAAGGGGAUGUACAAAUGAUACUCUGUAGUUUCGCCUCUCAGAGAGUGUCCACAGCACAAAGAUGCAGGGAAUUCAACCAAGUGAAACGAGACAGUCUGGUGAGGAAUGUGACACGCCAUUUUCUUUCAGUGGUGCAAGCUACCCCAGGGUGUUGCCAUCACUGCUUGGAUGGGUUUGGUUUUCUCAUUCGUUUUAAAGAAGUCUAGCUGCCCUACAAUCACCCACACCAGACUGGCUGAGUCCCACUGGCCAUGUCUGCCAGUUCAAGAACACAGCACAGACAGCUCUGGUUUGAUGGUUUUGCCCCUUCGUUAUAAAACCCACCCCUUGGGGUCAUUGUGUGCAGUUCCCUGCCGGAGGGGCCUUAAUUCUGAUUCCUUGAUGAUGCAGCAUGCUUUUGUGAUAAAUGACUCCCAGCUACUGGAUUGCGAGUGCCGAAUGGGCUUCCCGUUCUCCUACCCAGAGCCCAAACGACAAGAGAGAAGCCAGUACAAUCCUAGGAUUAAAAUGCAAGUAUCAGAAUGUAAUGCAUUAGCUUGUCCAAUCUUAGAAAGAAGCCCAUUCUGUCUGCUUCUAAGUGGGUCGAGAUGGAAAGGAAAGUUUGCAGCUGCCUUGGUGUGUGUGUGUGCAUCCGUAAAGCCAACUCAAACCUUUUCUUUCUUUUCUUUUUGGAAUUUCAGGAAAAUUGACUUAAAAUCUUUAAAUUAUUUUUCGUUCUCACCUCUGCAUUGCCUGCUUCCUGUUGGGUCUGGGCAGGCCAAACUAUCUUGAAGGACUGUUGUAGCAGUAUUCCCAUCUCAGCCGGGAGCAGGAAGGAGUGGGAGUUGGAUGAGACAGCCUGGUCUCAUGAGAUGUACAGGCCAGUUUUACAGAGCCAAGGUAUUUGGCUACUUCGGAAUUCCAGACUUCUGGGUGCACUGCCGAACUUGCCAGACUUUUUGUGGUUUGACCAUCAAGAACACACACACACACACGUAAGGUGGGCCAUAUCCUCAGCUGGUGGAAAUGGUUGUACGGUUGUAGCUCCACUGAGGUCAUUGAAACUACCUAUUGAGAACGAGUAUCCGGACAUCACAGUGAUGGGCCAAAAAGGGAAAACUGUAAGAGUCUGUGUGAAUGGCAGGAAAAGGGAUCAGGGAUAUAUUUUCACAAUCUACCAUUUCCCUUGCUGGUGGAUUCUGUUGAUGUCCUGCUGUCACCAUGGAAGUAGGUGGUGGUGAUGUUCCCCCACUCUGGUACUUUUAUCUGACUUGCCUGCUAAGCAGCAGUCAAGUGGUAAAAUCCAGGGGUUAGACCUUUGGCUGCUGAAACUUGGCAUAGCUUCCUUCAAGCCAUUUCACACCAGCUGAGCUUAUUGCGUGGUGUCUCUGUAGAUGCUAUGAUUUAGAGCCACGAGGUGAUAAUGACAGAGCUGCCAUUCCAGUGGGCCAUUCCUCAGAGCCUCUCAGGGGGAAAUCUGGCUGAGGCAGGCUAAAUUCCUUCUUGGGCUCCCGAUGCCCCAAGGCGAGCUGUGGUGUCUCAAGCCUCGAUCCAGCCCAUAAUAGUACAUUUUGGAAGUGCUUCCAGUACGUGAAUCGUGUUGGCCCCAUAUAGGAAUCAUCUGGCUGCAGUCAAAACAUAGUCAGAAAGAGAAGCCUGCUGACUG
This is a messenger RNA of Chrysemys picta bellii (western painted turtle), 4850 nucleotides long. RefSeq names its product parathyroid hormone 1 receptor (gene PTH1R). Gene Ontology annotation, biological process: adenylate cyclase-activating G protein-coupled receptor signaling pathway; intracellular calcium ion homeostasis; cell surface receptor signaling pathway. NCBI's taxonomy places the organism in Eukaryota, Metazoa, Chordata, Testudines, Emydidae. Gene Ontology annotation, cellular component: plasma membrane. The record is from RefSeq and is a predicted model, not a curated record. Gene Ontology annotation, molecular function: parathyroid hormone receptor activity; peptide hormone binding; G protein-coupled peptide receptor activity.